UUGAACGUAAGUAGUCAAUGACAAUAAGGCAUAAUACAUGUAAGUGUGGAAGUGCGCGAUUUGAGACACAGCUAUCGAAAACCGCCCGUAUGGGCUACGCCGUUUAUCAAAUCGCGCGCAUCCCGAGCACCAGGCGGGACUUCCGUUGACUUCCUUGCGGAUGGGACUUUACAGUGAGCAGUCAGAAAGGGCUUGGUCCGGGUCUGGUCAGGGUGUUACCGGUGUGUGAGUCAGUGCGGCCCCCGGACAGCAGACAAACCGAGCGGGACACGCUGUAGCCCGAAGCACCGUAGAUGAACGUCGUCCUCGGCUAUGCUGUCCUGAGAGCGCCGCCGGUACCCGCCCUGCCAUCAUGUCUGAUGUCAACAAGACUCUACAGAAAUGGCACGCCAGUUUCAGAAAAGGCACAGACUUUGACUCUUGGGGACAAUUAGUGGAGGCUAUAGACGAGUACCAGAUCCUUGCCCGGCAACUGCAAAAAGAAGUUCAGUCAACAAACUCCUCAGACUUCACUGAAGACCAAAAGAAAACCUUAGGGAAGAUUGCAACAUGCCUGGAGAUGAGAAGUGCCAGUUUGCAGUGCACACAGGCAACAGAAGAGUUCAAGUUGGAAGACCUGAAGAAACUGGAGAGCAUUAUCAAAAACUUGCUGACGUUCAACAAAGAAUUUCCCUUCGACGUCCAACCAGUGCCCUUAAGAAGAAUCCUCGCUCCUGGUGAAGAGGAGAACCUGGAGCUGGAGGAGGAAGAUGCCGCAGCUCUUGCGGGUUCCACUGCAGCUUUUCCUCCAAGAGCUCCCGGUACCUUGUUGCCACGGUUACCCUCCGAGCCUGGGAUGACGCUCCUGACAAUAAGAAUAGACAAAAUUGGUCUGAAAGAUGCUGGGCAGUGCAUCGACCCUUACAUGAGCAUUAGUGUUAAAGAUUUGAACGGGGUGGACCUGAACCCAAUGCAGGACACCCCUGUGGCCACCAAGAAGGAGGACAUCUACAUUCAUUUCAGCAUGGAUGUAGAGAUCCAAAGGCAUCUGGAGAAAUUACCUAAAGGAGCAGCCAUUUUCUUUGAAUUCAAGCACUACAAACCCAAAAAGAGGUUUACCAGCACAAAAUGUUUUGCGUUCUUGGAAAUGGACGAGAUCAAGCCUGGACCCAUCGUGAUCGAGCUGUACAAGAAGCCCACAGACUUUAGGAGGAAGAAACUCCAGCUUCUCACAAAGAAACCACUUUAUCUCCAUCUUCACCAAACCUUGCACAAGGACAGCUAAGACAUACAAACUUGAUCACAGAAGUCCAAUACAGCUACCACUGAAUCAGAAUAAUGUUUUUCCACAACUAUAUUAAGAAAGUAAAAGGGAACUGAGCCAAACGUUGGGCCACAAUACAGUAGAUCCCCGCCUAUUCGCAAAUUUCUUUGUUUAUGGUGAUUAAAAUAGAAAGUGGUUUGUGGGGGUUAUCCCCUCUGGGGGAAAACUUCUGCAGCUAUGAAUCCCAGGGGGGCGCUGUCGCACAAGUCAAUUCACUCAACAUGUUCCAGCAGGAAGACACUUUAACAAGAUGCAAUGUGUAACUGCACGUUUAAGUACAAUACGGUAAGACUGUUUAAUGUGUACAAAUCUAUUUCAAAUGUGAUUAAUAACUGAGAGGCAUGUUUUCCAAAACAGGAAUUUUUUGUGAUUUUUUUUUUUUUUGUUCGGUUUUCCACCACUCACUGGGUGUCUUGGAACGUAACCACCACAAUAGCGAGGAUCUCCUGUAUGUGUCUUUCCUGCAAAUGAGGCGCUUACAUCCCCCCUUAGGCUUGCUGUAAAAACAGUGUUAUGGUCAUUUAGAGGACAUGUUUCAUGCUGCAACACUUAUUUACACUAACCAGUUCAUUGACAGUCUUCCUUCAAGCGUAGCACCAGGUGCUCACCUACAAUAUCUCUUGUUUGCGCUGUUGGACUUUGAAACAGAAAUCUGCAAAACAUUACAAAAGGCUGCCAAAAAAAGUGGACUUGUGUGGGAUUCAGCACAGCAUGGUCAUGGAAUCAAAAGGCAGACCUGUCCUGAGGCCAGUUGUAGGUGCUAAAUUACCAGAUUGGAAUUUAGUAUUCUGUACAAUGCUGAAGGUAAAUAAGUAUUAAAGCUAAAAGGCAACUUUGAGAAUAUCCACCAAGUGUGACGCAAGUGUCAGCAUUAACUCUAAAUAUAUUUAACUUCCUGGUUUCAAGCUCUGCUUGCCCACCCACCAAUUCUCAUAAUGAUUAAAUAUCAUUAAUAAAUUAAAAUCAAAUUGUAUUUUACUGUUCCUGGUUCCAACUCCGCCCCCUUCUCCCCCAGGUUUCAUAAUCAUCAGCCCUGUAAUUUUGGUAAAAUUCAGCCUAAAAAGUAAACUUCCCCUCCCCCAACUGUUAAAUAUUUAUCAUUUAAUUUUGAUAUUUUCUGGUUCAAGCUCUGCCCCUUCACCAGAUAAAAAUAUAUAUUACUAAGAAUAGUAUAUACAUUUAAAAAUAUUUAAUGCUUCUUGGUUCAAACAUUGGCUGAGCAACAAAUAUUAAAUAUCUUAAGCAUAUAUCAAAUAUGAUAAAACCCCUGGUAAUUAAAAGCUAAUUUGAUUUAUUUAAACUCUGCUUUAAUUGCCCAGUUUAUAUAAAAUACACAAAUUAAACACAAAAAAGCCCUAACCCUUCAUCACAUUUUAUUUAAUUAAAAUUACUACUUAAUUACUAAUUUAAAAAAAAAUACAGCAUAUAUAAAAUAGUAAUAAAACAUGCUUUGCCCCUUCACCAAUUUUUAUAAAUCAAAAAAAGUAAAAUACAGUAAUUAAAAAAAAUUGUUAUUGAAAUAAAUUUAGCCUGUGCACAAAGUUUCAUACAGUUAGGUCCAGAUGUAUUUGGACAAUGACAAAUUUUUGUCUUAAUAUGCCACUAGUGUUUCUUUGUGACAGCGGAUAACAUCUAAGAACAUUCUAUGAAAUUAAACAUUUAGUUACACCUGUAGUGUGUUUUUACUUGUGUUUGCUCAACAUGGACACCACGAUGGAUUCCAGCAGCGGCACUUAAAUUGGUUCAGUUAUUAUGUCUUUAUAUUACCUUUAUUUUCUACUUGUCAUGUGGCAUUUGUAGAGUAUUGAUAACAAACCUAAUUUCAAUGUCACAUCAUUAGGCAUAAAUGUGUUUCUCACAAAAUGCAGCAAUGAGUCAACAAAAUGCAAUGUGGUUUGCAUGUUAUAUAUUUAACCCGGAUGUUAACCCCAGAAUUUUUUUUUUUUUUUUUUUAAAGGAAUGUAUGUCUGAAUUAUGGUCUUGUGUGGUGUGUAAGAAGUGUUCAUUUUUAUUGCAAUACUUGAUUUUAGAUUUUAUUUUUGUAAUGUUACAAUGUCCAGGACUGUAAAUGACUUGUAAGAUACGCUAACAGAUGAAGAUGCAGUAACUGAAUGUGUGACGUGUGAUGGUAUGCUUGGACUGACAAGACUGACGGAAUUUUAUCAAACAUUCAUUUCUAAUAAACAGAAAAGGCAUUUUAGGUAAUGUGCAUUGGCUUACUUUGUUCACUUUUUCAGCUGGCAGCACUCAUACACCCUCUGCCCCAUGCUUGACU
Molecule: messenger RNA, 3578 nt
Organism: Dunckerocampus dactyliophorus (ringed pipefish)
Lineage: Eukaryota; Metazoa; Chordata; Actinopteri; Syngnathiformes; Syngnathidae
Gene: aida
Product: axin interactor, dorsalization associated
Exons: 10
Coding region: 353-1264 (303 amino acids)
Biological process (GO): determination of ventral identity
Cellular component (GO): membrane
Molecular function (GO): phosphatidylinositol binding
Source: RefSeq, a predicted model, not a curated record